AUGGGGAAAAUGGGGGAUGGGAAAUUUCCGUCUCAACAUCUUGUUGCACGUCAAGUUCAACCGCAAGCGUCUGUGACUAGCUUCGGCGCUACCAGAACUACAACAAUUACUACGACUGUGAGCGUUAAUGGACCUGGGGGAACAAGUCUUUUUUAUCCUUGGCCUGCGAUUACUGGGUCGUCGGAGGUUACUACGGUUACGGAUUUAGAGGGUCCCAGGACGGAAGCUGUGUUGGUUACGGAUAUAGUUGGUGUUAUCCUUGGGACUGAUGGUCGGGUUUUGACAAGUGCUACGUUGAAUCAUCAGGAUCCGCAGAAUACGGGGAUUGUGACUGGGGAGAGUGGGAGGUGUGUGGAGUUCAAGUGCUGGAGUAGCGCAACUCAGGCGGGGGUAAUAUUUCUGGCUGUGUUCUUGGGGUUGGUGGUUUUGGGAGUCAUUAUUUGGUGUCUUCUCAAAGGUCGAAAGCCUAGGAAGGGAGGAGAGGGAAAAGUUGGGACGAGGAAGAAGGGUCCUUUGGGAAUGGAUGGAACGGAGAGGGGGCAGUUCAUCGUGGAGGAUGUGGAGAGAGGAGAAGGAAGGGGAAGAAGACGACGACGAAGAAGAAAACACAGAGCGAGAUCACCUUCGCCUGAUCAGUUCACAGCCUCUGAUUCUGUGGAGGUUGUUAAGCCACGAUCAAGGUCGCAUCAUAGAACCUCAGGACAUUACACGAGACACUCACGAGAUGGACGACCUAGGGAAGAAGUAGACCCUCGUUUACCUCCUGGAACUUACGUAAACAGAGAAACGGUUGAAUCUUAUCGGCUACGUAGUGGAAACUAUACAGCAACGACCAGAUCCCUUUCUGUAUCACCGAGACCUGCUCGUGUAGCGUCGACCCGAAGUCGUCCAGCAACUGCAGCUAUGCCAAACCAUACUGAUAUUGGAUACGCCGCUUCAACGCCACGAUCAAUGUCAAAAUCUACUAGGACUGUACGCCCUACCUCAGCAUCACCACUUAUCACACCUUCUCGAGACCCAUUUUAUGCCCCUCGCGUACGAGACUUUGGAGCUCCAUCGCCAAGGCUCGAAGGCCGUGAGGUAACGAGACCACGAGAAAGAUCCCCUUAUCCUCCCGAGCGUCGGGAGCGUCGUGCUAGUCCGAAUGAAGACAAUAUCAUCACAGUCGAAGUAGAGGAAGAAAACCCCCCACCACAACGGCGAAGACAGAGGCGUCGACGAAGCACAGGAGAGGAAUACGAUGCGCGAGAGGAUAGAGAUAGGAGAAGACGAGAACGAACUGAUGCCGAAGACCGACAUCGAUCUUUGAGGUAAUACUGGGGUUGUUGGAGUUCCUUUCUUUGGUUAUUUCUUUUGUUUAUAUAUAUUCAUCGUACUAAUUUCGAAUCCUCAGCCAUAGUGGGAGAAAACAAGAACACGAAAAACCGAAGAGAAGCACCUUUAGGAAAAAUGCGAAGUGGCUGGCCCUUUUACCACUUGCGCUCAGAGCUAUCAAUAUACUCGCAGAACCAGAUGGUGGGUGGAAUCAAUAUCAUAAAGGUAAAGGAAAGGGGAAAAACAAGAAUCGCGUGAACAAGGUUCCAACUCAAGGGUAAGACUUCUUAUUGUUUCGGAUAAUUACAAGUACUCAUUCUUUCUAGCAUCGGUCCAGAUCUGUACGAUGACAAUUUUGAGCAAGAAGAGCAAAGACGAGAUCCAAGUUUGGAGCGGCGAGCACGGAGAUGGAAUACAACGAGUGGUCGGUAUCCCGAGAGUCAUAAUAGACGAUCAUCGUCAGCUGAUUCCGCAAGAUUACAUGCCUAUCUGGCAAUAGAAUCUCGAGCCCAGAGACAUAGAUCAUAG
Molecule: messenger RNA, 1842 nt
Organism: Hymenoscyphus albidus
Lineage: Eukaryota; Fungi; Ascomycota; Leotiomycetes; Helotiales; Helotiaceae
Source: the annotation of a GenBank genome assembly